GGAAGGAGAGGGAGGGGCUAGGCUUGCUCCAUCUCCGCUCCUUCUCGAGGCUGCUGAGCAUCGCAAGCGUGAUGGCAAGCUAUUAGGUCUCCUCCCGCCUUUACCUCCCCCCCCUCCCCUCUCUGCUCGUUGGACCAACACCAACACUCGGGCUGGGGGAGCAUCAGCCGCCGCCACGCGCUGUCUGUCGGAAGGCGAUGUCCGGCGGCGGUGGCGCCAAGUACUUGUUGCGUGUCCUCGGUUCUUGUUCUGCCUAGUCAGCAGCCCCACCAAUUUGUUUGGUUUGGUUGCUUCUCUCAGGCUCCUGCAGUACCAGCGACAGCGGCGAUAGCAGUAGCAGAGGGAGUACUUGGCUCGCGUUCGGUGCUGACACACGGCGACUUCCGCCGUUCCGAUCUCUCGGCCGGGCGAUGGGCGACCUUGACCAAGAGCGGGAAUCUCUUCGGUUGUGAGGGAAAGGCUGGUGUGGUUGUGUGCUUAGGUCCCACUGCGAUUUCCCAGAUAUGUAGCGCAUAAGAUGUUUCCCGGCGCCACCCUGCUUUGUUCCUGCAAUCAAUCAGGCGAACGCGUAUGCAUCUAGUAAAGAUCACGCCUGUUAUUAUAUGAUGACACGACUUGAAGUGAGGAAGAGGCUGGUGUGAGUAAUUGAGAUUGAUUGUACGUGUGACUGCGUGGAUUGCCGCUGAAGUAGAACAAGGCAACAAGGGGGAGAACUAUGGUUUACUACUUGGGAAAGUUAAGAUCACGUCCUGCUGAUCUUGCCGUCCGUCUUCGCCGGAAUAGAACGAACGGUCAUUCUCGCUGUAUAUAGAUAUAACCACACAGCUGUAAUGACCGUACAUUCUAUUGGGGAAAUAAGGAAGGUAAGCUCGCGCGAAGUUGGAGGAGGAAGUGGAGGCGAAGCGUGGUGAUGCGCAACGAUGAGGCUGGGGCGGAUGGCGACGCUCCUCGUUUGUCGCAGCGCUGCAGAAGACCCGCCUACGUACGCUUGCCUUCCGUACUCUCAAAGUCUCAUGCGGACGUGAGAGGGAGAGUGCGAGGAAGAGAGCAAGUGUAGAGGAGGAGAGAGAGUCCGCGUGAGCGAGCGAGCGGACGGAAAGAGCAUGGGAAGUAGUGAUGGCUCACCUCUCUCUCUCCUCUAUUUCUCUCUCUUACUGCCUUCCGUGAUGGGUGAGAGAAUGGCAGUCGCUAUGAAUCUCCAGCUGGGUCGGCGGGUUCGCCGUGGUCACGUUUUUCAUGUAUUGUUUGUUGCCUUCACGAAGGAGGGGGGGGGGGAGAGGAGGAGAGAAUUCGGAGUGGUAGAUCUGUGGAAUGGGCAAAUGGACACAGGUAAGGCGGGAAAAGGCGCGAAACGGCGGGAACGGCGGGAAACGACGGGAAACGGCGGGAAACGGCGGGAAACGGCGAGAGUUCUUGAUUGUACUUGCAAGCGUGAUGCAUGAAAUGUUAUUCUUCUUCUUCGCAUGCGGGGGGCGAACGUGGUUCGUUGGACUGAGUCGUUGCCUUGGAUGCAGAAUUGAUCGAGAGAGCAGCUUCAGCUUCUCUUCAUUUGCACUGGCGGCCUUUGAUGUGUGUGGUCUUCCUUGUGCAAGCCGAGAGACGAACGUCGUCGUGGUCUGGAAUUGCCAUCGAAAUAUGGAUGGAUGGAUGGAUGGAUGACAUGUGGCAUAUGAGAGGAGAGCUGAUUUCGGACUAUGUGAGAGGAAGCUUAUCUCGGACUCUGUUAUAUAUUUUGUCCAUCGGAGAAGAGGUAAAGCUGAGGCCAGACGUAAGCUGAGAUGAUUUGCGUGUCGAUCAAGACGACUGCGCGAGAGAAGGAGCGCCGGGACAGAGAAGAGGGACACUGGGAGCCAGCCAGAGUUUGCUAUGAGAGGUGGUUGGUUUUUUGUAUCCAGUCAGAACGAUAAUGACAAGAAGAGCCAGUUAUCUCAUUUAUAGAGGUUUCACUGGCUAUUUCUUGCGUCAUGUGUUCUCUUCUUCUUCUUCUUCUUCAUGCAUCCUCUUCAGCAACGGCUUUCGACUAAGGGGCGGGAAGAAGACAUCAUUGAUCCUGGCCAUGUUGUACAAGGUUUGUCAUCUCUUCGUUCUUCCGAGCGUCUGACUCACCGGCUUUGAUGAGAUGGAUGUAUGCGAUCUGAUACAUGACUGCUAGGCUCGAUGGAGUCGGCGGUUUCAUUCCCCUUGGCGCGGCGGCCGAUGGGCCGCCGCCUAUGGGCGCUCGAUCGGGUGUGUAUGUACGGUAUGUACGGUAUGUAUGGUAUGUACGGUAUGUACGGUAUGUACGGUAUUUUACCAUAUAUUUUGCUAUAUUGGGAACGCACCGCAGCGCGAACGCCGCACCGACGAGCGGAUGCAUUUCUGCCGUCGUCCCGUUUUGCUUAUCACAGUCAUCGAUGGAUGUAGCCUACUUUUCCGUGUGUGAGGUGUAUAUGGUGGCAUCUUUCUACCACAGGCGGACGACGGCAGUGUGAAAAUAUCGGUCUCGUGUACCGUUUUGCGUUUGUGAGGUAUAUGGUGGCAUCUUUCUACCACAGGCAGACGGCGGCAGACGGCGGCAGUGUGAAAAGAUGUUGUUGGCGGGCUCGGCUCGAAAGUGAGAAAAGAUUUUGGCCGGUUCGAAAAUGAGAAAGUUUUUGGCGGUUUCGGAAGUGAGAAAGGAAAGAAUUGGCGGUUUUUCGGAAGUGAGAAAAGAUUUUGGCGGGCUCGGAAGAGCAAAAAAUUUGGCGGUUUUUCGGAAGGGAGAAGGAUUUUGGGGCGGAAGUGAGAAAGGAAGGAAUUGGCGGCGGGUUUUCGGAAGUGAGAAAGAUUUUGGCGGGCUCGGAAGAGAGCGAGAGAUUUGGCGGUCUUUCGGAAGGGACAAGGAUUUUGGCGGGUUCGGAAGAGCGCGAAAAAUUUGGCGGGUUUUCGGAUGAGAGAAAGAAAGUUUUGGCGGGUUCGGAAGAGAGAAAGGUAGGAGCUGUUUGCGGAAGCAGAGUGGCAUUGAGAAGAUGGGCGGGAAAGGAGAAGCAGUUGGAAGUUGAACGUUGUAGAAAAAAUUGGGUUUGGGUUUGGUAAAGGUGAAGCCAGCGAGUUGGGCGGGGAGAACUGUGUCUUCUGUGGAUAUAUUUUUACAAGUUUAGUCACUGGUAGUAUGGAAAAGGAUCGUGUGAAGAGCUGUGAAGAUGCAUUGGUCCGUGUUGCGGUUUCGUAUCCUCGAUACGAAACCGGCUGCUGCUGCCGUCUUGUGAACAGUGGGUGUUUUAUGUGCACGACGGCUGCGCGUUGUUUGUCGGUGAAUCUAUCGCUGGCGCGGGCGCUCUAUCAGCUUUUUGCUCUUGAACUGCAUGAGCGCGAAGAAGUCCCCACUAUCAGAGGAUUCGUCGUCGUCUUGAUGCCCGGGGGCUUGUCGUCAGCGUCUACUCAAGUUCAUUUUCGGAGGUAGAUUAUCGCGGAUGAUGUCCAAUCAUGUGGGAAAGCUUCCUUAUCCAAUCAUCAUGAGCGGUCCAAUCUUUUUCUUCUUCUUCUUCUUUGUAUUCGUUGAUUACGGUUUAGCGUAGCGUUUGGUAGCGAACCUUCUCCGGCAGCUUUUGUUUCUUGUUUCAUACAGAAAUCGGUCGUGAGCCGCUCUCCCCAUAUUCAUUUUUCAUUGAUGUCUUCUAUAAUUAGCAAUCAAACG
This is a messenger RNA of Chara braunii, 3655 nucleotides long. Lineage: Eukaryota; Viridiplantae; Streptophyta; Charophyceae; Charales; Characeae. The record is from the annotation of a GenBank genome assembly.